Dentiscutata erythropus is the source of this 302-nucleotide messenger RNA. Lineage: Eukaryota; Fungi; Glomeromycota; Glomeromycetes; Diversisporales; Gigasporaceae. The record is from the annotation of a GenBank genome assembly.
GAGAACAAGUAUAUGCUAACUCUCUUCAUCCAGGUCUUGUAGAUACCAACAUGUUAAGAAGAAACGAUUUAUCUUUCCCAGAAACUAUUAUGUCUUCAUCAAUUUCGACUGAAGAUGGAGCUAUCACUACCUUAUAUUGUGCUACCAGUCAAGAAAUAGAAGAGAAAAAUUACCGCGGAAAGUAUUUUGAUUCAUUCGGUGUAGAAGGUGAAAAAUCUUCAUACACUGAAGAUGAAGAUUUGGCCAAGAGGCUUUGGGAAUUUACGGAGAAUUUGAUAAGCGAGAAAUUAUCGCAAAAUUAA